This is a messenger RNA of Polyodon spathula (Mississippi paddlefish), 3327 nucleotides long. Its product is annotated as hyaluronan-mediated motility receptor-like. The transcript has 22 exons. The coding region runs from base 138 to 2633 and encodes 831 amino acids. Gene Ontology annotation, cellular component: membrane. Gene Ontology annotation, molecular function: hyaluronic acid binding. NCBI's taxonomy places the organism in Eukaryota, Metazoa, Chordata, Actinopteri, Acipenseriformes, Polyodontidae. The record is from RefSeq and is a predicted model, not a curated record.
GUUUGAAUUUUGUGUUGUCUGAAAGACUGGAUGUGUUUCGUUAGAAGAAAUAGGUGUUGUUCGUGUGGAUUAUAGUGCAUAUUAUUUUUUCUGGAAGAUUUAAAAUUAGUUAAAUAUAAAGUCGAAGAGUUUUUAGCAUGUCUUUUCCUAGGGCUGCACUAAAGAGAUUUAACGAACACGUUAGCUGUGCUCCACCACCUGGAAGCUAUGACGUUAAAAUUACAGACGCUGGAUCAAAAGGCCCAGUGUCCUUUGAAAAGUCUGAUCGGUUUAGAAAGAAGAAAGUUUCAGAUGCUGAUCUGGAAAACGAGAUGCUGUCGACAGCAAGCAUCCGCAGGACCCUGUCCAAUGGUAACCUAGUAACUCGGUCAAGCCAAAACGGAGAAAAGGAUACAGUCAUUUUUAAAGAGUUGAAACGUCAAAAAGCACUGGAGAAGGAGAUUCGUUUGCUGAUUCAGCAGCGAGGAGAUCAAGACAAGAAAAUUCAGGCAUCAGAAGAGGAAUUAAGAAAGGUGGAGGCAAAGUUGGUGGUAGCUGUGCGAGAGAAAACUGGUCUUGCUGCCAGCAUUGCUUCACUUGAGAGGCAACUUGGAGAUUUGAAAAGAGCAAAUGAUCUUCUGAAAACCAAGUUUUCCGAGGAUGGCCCAAACAAGAAAUUGAAUGGGCUCUUAUUGGAAUUGUCGGAAGCAAAGAAUAAGGUGGAUGCAAAAGAUAAGGAGCUCAGCUAUAUGCAGAUCACCUUUGAAGGACAACUCAAGAUCCUGCAAGCUGAUUUGGGCGCUUCCAAAGCUGAGCUGGCAGCAGUGCAGGACAGGAACAAGUCCCUGGAGGAGUUGCAGUGGCAGACCACAUCACAAAAUGAAGAACUUGAAAAUGAAGUUGACGAAUUGCAAUCCCUGAUUCAGGAGUCGCGUGAAGAGUAUAAAGUGUUGCAGGACCACCUGGAUGCCGCUAAUGUAAACUUUCAGAACCUGCAUUUGGAAUUUAUAUCCAAGGAAAAGGAAUACAAGACUCAAGUUAAACUGAUGUCGGCUGAAGCAGAAGAAAAGCACAGGGAACUGUCUGCAGCACAAGAACAAUCUGAGAAGCAACUUGUUGAAGCUCGGAGCCAUUUAAAGCUUUUGACUGAUAAAGUGGAACAUCUUCAGAAACGCCUAUCUACAGCAGAACAAGACAAAGAGAAGUUGGUGCUGGCACAAACUGAAAGUGAAAAAAAGCUGUCUGACUGCUUGACAGAACUAAGCCAAUUGCAUGAACAGAUGAAGAGGUGUAAACAAGAUCUGAGUGAGUCGGAAGGCAGACUGGGGGAGAAAGAAAAGGAAAUCUUAAUACUGAAGGAGCACCUUAAGACAAAGGAGGAGGAAUUGAGCAAACAGAUCAGAUACUUGGAUGACAAAUACCAGCAGCUUGAAAAAGAGAAAGGUAAGAUGGAAGAAGAAAGCAAAAAGAGAGAAGCAGAUUUAACUUCAGAAUUGAACUCCCUGAAGGAAAAUAUAAAUGAGAAGGAUAAAGGACACCAAAAGCUUCAAGAAGCACACACAGAACUCAGUGAAGUCAUUAACAGGGAGAAGGAGCUGUUAGUGAAGCUGCAGGAGGAGACGCUGAAUGAGCGCCUCCAGCUAGAGGGAGAGCUGGAGGAGGCACUGGAAGAGCUUGACCAGCUUGAGAUGAAGGAGUUGCAGGCAGUGGAAAUGAUUUGCCACCUGGAGGAAGAGAAUAAGCAAAGAGACCAAGAGAUCCUUCAACUGCAAGCCCAAUUAAAUGGAAAGAAUGAAGAGUUGGAGAGGAUGAACAAGAUUCUCAGCACAGAUGUUACUAAACUGAAAGAAGAGCACAGCAGUUCAUUAAGGAAGAUUGGAGAGAUGGCAACAGAGUUUGAAAGCAACAGAGUGUCGAUGGCUGAAGAAAUUAAAUGCCUUACAACUAAAAAUGCAGCUCUUCAAGAGGAGAUUGUCCAGGUCAGACAACAGUUUGUUGAAGAGCAAAAACAACUUGCAGAAACACAGCAGUCCAAAGAAAAAGCAAAGGAGGAAUAUGCCAGGAUGUUGUUGGAUGCCCAGACAAAACUUGCCCAGAAAGAAUCUGAGUUAAGAAAAACGGAAGAAUCUUACACUGUGGAAUUAACCAAACUUCAGGACAGGAUAGAAAGUAAAGAGUACCAGGAGCAGCUGAAAAAGACUGAAUGUCAAAACAAACACGUUGUGGAUGAAGAUGAACUCUUGGAACUAAAAACUGAAGUAGAGAAAUGGAGAACACUGUAUGAAGAAUUAUAUAGAAAGGUCAAGCCUUUUCAGCAACAACUCGAUGCAUAUGAGGCAGAGAAAAAUGCCCUUUUGAAUGAAAACGGAGCUGCUCAGAUGGAACUGAAUAAUCUUAGCGAUGCUUAUGCUAAACUGCUGGGCCAUCAGAACCAUAAACAGAAAAUCAAACAUGUUGUGAAACUGAAAGAACAAAACUACAUUCUGAAACGGGAAGUUGCAAAACUGCAGGGUCAGUUAUCCAAGAAUUUAAAGGAACAUCCGGUCCAGCCUGGUAGAAGGUUUGAUCCAUCUAAAGCAUUUAAGCAUGGCGGCAAGGAGAAUGCUCGGCCGGAAAGCCCUCUUGGAAGGAAACCUCAGAUGACUCUCCAGUAAGUUGUACCUGCUUGAUGAAGCAUAAAUGAAGCUAUCUUGUUUUGAACAAUCUUCAAUGUUUUUACUACUUCACCCAAGGGAAGCAAGAAAUGAAGAUAUUUAGAAUAAACUAUAAUGGGGGUUCUAGCUUGUAUAAGGUUUAUAACUGGGAUUGAUUAGGUUUUUUUUUUUUUUCUGACUUGUUGGGGUUUGCUAAACUUAGCCUUCUCUAAAAUGCUUUUGUUUGGCUGUAAAACUUAACUGGUAAGAGAACUGUUACACUUUAGUUUGUACUACUUUUAUAAACAUGACUGCCUAUUUACUUAUAUUUUAGAUUAGAAGUCCUGAAUAUGUAAUAUCAAAUAAAUUGUAUUUAUCAAGUUUGUACACAGCCUCAUUUAUUGUUAGUCUGUUCAGGAAUAAUGUCAAUAUACCCUUGUAAUAUGGCUGUAGUAGUGGCGAUAUGGCUUUUUGGAUUUAGGCCAUGUUAAUGAUGGAAACCUACAUGGUAUGGUAUCUUCAUAUUUGGUCCACAGCUCUGUUCUAUAUUCUCAAAUUUUUAUAGUGGCAUAAUUUGUUAUAGCCUCUGCUGACAAUUUCACAUUCACUCUGUAUUUAAUAACUUACCUCUGAGCUACUAUGGCUGCCAUACUUACAUUUAUGUUGCUUCUUUGUUGGAAAUGAUCCACAUCCACACACUUUUUAAAGUUCAUUU